Messenger RNA from Notodromas monacha, 2120 nucleotides. NCBI's taxonomy places the organism in Eukaryota, Metazoa, Arthropoda, Ostracoda, Podocopida, Cyprididae. The record is from the annotation of a GenBank genome assembly.
AUUUGUGAAUUUGUAGAGGAUACUGUGAGAAAAGCUUCUUGGCUCUUCUGUGCUUGUGGCAAAUAAGUUGGAAUAUUUUUACAAAAUUGUGUCCCCAUAAGCACUGGGGAAAAGAAAACCUCAUUUUUGAACCAAGGCCUAAAUUGGCACAGCAGGGGCUGGAGCCAAGACAAAACUAUUUGCUCGCUUGCUCCUUUCUGCUGGUGCUGAGGAAUUCCAUGUUUGCCAGCUUCACACAGGCCAUUUGCUCACUGGGAAAGAUUGGGCAACCCGCAGUCCACCAUCACUAGCUGCAUAGCUGUGAUUUGGCAGAUCCCUUUGGUGUUUUUCCAUUGGUUGGUGCAUGCGUAACUUGGAUCCAUACUGAAGAAUACAGCUGUGGGGUGAUGGAAAUUGAAAGCAGGCUGUACAUUUACCUGCUCGCAGCAGGAGUGUCUUUACUGGUGAUCCUGCAAGCUGUGAAUGGUCAACAGGUUCCCCCCAUCCACGGUCCCCCCUCGGCACCAGUGCAACCCUAUCCUGGAACCAACAUGGAUCCCAAUGCUAGGUUCGGACAGCAACACGGUGGUGACCAACAACAGGUCGGAUAUUUUACCAAAAAUAAUCAGCUGAAUCCUGCCAACGACACGAGGCUUCAGCAGCAAGAAACAUCUUCUCCACUAUCCGGAGGUGCUGCUCAAUCCGCAGGAAGAAAUCCCAGUGAUGAACCCAGCGCAGCGUCAGCCGGAAGUCCCCAAGAAGCACCUCCGGAAGUCUUCAUCGCCGGGAUCGGACUUUUAACUGCGGCCCUUCACUUCCUCAUGUAACAGACCAUAAAAAUACCCUUACCUCAAUCAAGGGUUGCGUAAAAAAUUAAAGUGCACAAUAUUUGGGUCCUUGAGCGUGCAAAAGGCAAAGACUGAUUCAAAACAAAAAAGACCCGUUUUUGCUCCACGCAGAGUUAAUUAGAGCUGAUUAAAUUCUGCUCUCAUAUUUGCAUGUAAGUAAACGAGUGCAUUUUCUCAUUUUCUUGACGUUGUGUGAGUGUGUUUAAUACAAACUUUACGCGUUGUACAGGAAAUAAAUUUUUUUCAUCAAAUGAACAAUUCCGGGGAAAAGGAAUGAAAAUUCGGAGACCCUGGAGUGCUUUAAAAAAUGCCGAUUAGAAACUUGACCAUCAUGAUAUGCAAUGUUCAGCAUCAAUAACAUCACCAUCAUGACGGAAAAUAAUUUCGAUUUCGAACCAGUUUGAGAAAAUUUACAAUAAUUUUUAUUCAUAUCAUGAAUGAAUUGCAUUGAUUCUAGCAGCUUUUCUUUUCGAAGAUCAUUGAUCCUGAUGCAGAUUUUGAAUAUAUUCCUUUAUAAUGUUCUUCAACCACGAUUGAUCAAUAAUUGAUGGAUGAAUUCCUAAAACCUCCCUCUAGACAUUUGAAAAUUGGAGAUUAUUAUCAUGAACCAUUCAUUUGACGAAGUUCCAUUACAGGUGUGCACGAACAUCGGAAGACUUCACUAUCAUUGAAGCCAUUAAUGUGCCAAAUCCAUUGAAUAAAACGGCGCGGCCCAAUGGUGUUUCACACGGGAAUCGCCAAAUACAGCAUGCGCAAAGUUUCCAUUGGUUUCAUAAAUAUCCGAAAUUUAAACCCUAGUGUGGUACACACACGAUACAUCAAAAAAUAAAAUAAAAGAGGACACCACGCAACUCCUUAAAUCGGCGUUAUAAACCCUCAAGAAUUUCCCCACACAUGUGUCAAUCAUUUUUUCAUUCAAGAUUAUUCACAGCGUCAUCAAUAAAACCAAAUUUCGAAUGCAUGUAAGAGGUUCAUCCAUGAAGUUAAGAGAUUCAAAAUUGGGUUAAUGAGCAAUUAUUUGACUUUUUCGGAUAGAUAAAAAACCUUUUAAUCUAUUCUUGCGUCUCAGCAAAAGCAUCAAAGCGGGCACAAAAGUUUUAAUUAGAAUCUGACAUUCAAAGGAUAGCAUUUGAUUGAUUUACCGACAGAAAUGCCAAUUCUCAACGAAAUCCUUCUCAUAAUAGACGGUUUUCUCAAGAAAAGUUCCUGGCAAAAUGUUUUUAUAGUAGAAUAUUCUUUUUAAUACAAGCGUAGUAAGAGCAAUGAAAACUGUAUCAACGCAGAAAAGAGGAG